AUGACUUUUUCUGUCGUUGUAUUUAAACAUGAAAAUGUUGUUGAGGCUGUUCCUUCCAAUUGGCUAUCAAAAGAUGGCAUUAAGUGUGCUUGGCCAAAAUCAAAUUUUAAUCCUCAAAAACGGAUUGAAAAAAUGAUGCAUCCCAAUACAUAUGAGUACAACUGGUAUAAUGUACGGGUUUUGGCAACAGAUAUUAUAAGUUUAAAAGAAGCUAAGAUGAAAGCUACUAAAGCAACAUUUACAUCAGACUUGUCAUCAUCAAACGAAGGAAAAGAAACCAGAAAAGACAGGUACAAAAAACAAUUUAACAGCGAUAAUUGUUUAAAUACUUCAACACAAAAGACUAAAAAAAACAAAACGUUAGAGGCCGUUCAGCAGAAAGUACCAAAUCCUCCCAAGUUUACAGAGAAAGCUGAUGUUACAGAUACUGAUGAUUUGGAUACUGACAUGAUAUAUACUCCUCAAAAACUUAAAGGCAAAAGAAAAUUGUCAAAUACGUCAUUUGAUGAUGAAUGGAUGAGGGAAAAAAAUUGCCGAAUAAAUGACAAACCAAAUUUGUUAUGUGAAGCAAUUCAAAAAUCAUCUCAAAAACAAACUUUUAGUGAAAAUAAUGUGACAUUAAUGAACUCACCCGCUGGCAUGUGGAACAUAGCUGAUGAUGAUGAUAAUGAUGAUGGCAAAAGCAUGACAAUAAAUCAUAACGAAUCUUAUUUCGACAACAAACUCGACAAAAUACAAAAAGAACUUAACGGUAAAAUUAUUGUAAAAUAUUAUAAUAUUUUA
Metopolophium dirhodum (rose-grain aphid) is the source of this 783-nucleotide messenger RNA. RefSeq lists its product as uncharacterized. The record is from RefSeq and is a predicted model, not a curated record. The annotation marks the transcript as partial. The transcript has 5 exons. Lineage: Eukaryota; Metazoa; Arthropoda; Insecta; Hemiptera; Aphididae.